Closterium sp. Yama58-4 is the source of this 1470-nucleotide messenger RNA. The record is from the annotation of a GenBank genome assembly. Lineage: Eukaryota; Viridiplantae; Streptophyta; Zygnematophyceae; Desmidiales; Closteriaceae.
AUGGCCAGUCCUCCCGUACUUGCUUUCGAUGCUGAGGGCCGCCCAGUGAAGUUUGACACCUGGCUCGAUGACCUGCACCUUUUCCUACAGCUCACUGCCAAGGAGGACAUCUCACUGUAUGACCACGCCCUCGGCCAUGCUCCUGCCCCUGCUACUGAUGCUGACAGCACUACCCGCUCCCAGUGGCAGACUCGUGACGCCCACGCUCGCUUUGCCAUCCGCAACUCCCUGCCGUUAGAUGAGCGCGAGCACUUUGGCCAGUGCAAGACUGCUAGGGACCUCUACACCGCUGUAGUUGCCCGUUACUCCUCACCCGCUUCUGCUACGCUAGGCCGCCUCACUCUUCCCUACCUGUUCCCCGACCUAGCCUCCUUUCACACUGUCGCAGACCUCAUCACCCACCUUAAGACUAGUGAGGCCCGCUUUCGCGCUGCUAUGCCUGCCGAGUUUCUCACUAGCAACCCCCCCCCGCUCUGGAUCACUCUCUACCACAUCGUCACCCGCCUCCCUGACUCUCUGCGCGCAGCACCUCUCGUGGCGACCCCCGCACCCCGUUCUUCGAGGGGUGUUCCCCUUCCCCCCUCCUCCCCUCUGUCGCCUCUGCUGCUGCUGUCGACCUCCUUGGUGCUGAGAAGGUCGGGACCGCGUCUGCUUCGAGCGGGCGCCGCAGGGGCAAAGGGAACAGGGGCGGGGGUGGCGGCGGAGGAGGUGGGGGUGGAGGCGGUGGGAGUGGAGGCGCGGCUGAGGAGGCUAGUGGCGGUAGUGGGGGAGGCGACAGCAGCGGCGGGAGUGGUGGCAGGGGCGGAGGCGGCAGCGGAGGCGGAGGUGGUCGUGGUGGCGGCAGGGGUGGAGGUGGCCGGGGCGGAGGCGGAGGGGGUGGUGGUCGUGGGGGCACUGGCGGAGGGCAGAGUCAGCAGCCCGCCCCGACGCUUCAGGCCGCCCGUGAGUGGUAUGCGCAGCGUGGCUUUACCUGCACACUUUGAUGCUAUUCUCACUGCCAUGUAUGCGAUGUCUAUUAGUGGAGAGGGUGCUCAGUACUUGCGUGUUCCGCCCGACCCGGGCAUUCAGGCCAGUCCGGCUGCCGCCCUAGGUGCUAGUGCGUCCGCUCCCGCAGGUCCUGGUGAGGCUGCUGCCCUAGGUGCUAGUGCGUCUGUGCCCCCUGGUACUGAGUCGACUGCAGCACUGCACACCUUCACACUGGACUCAGGUGCUUCUCGCUCUUUCUUUCGUGACCGCACUGUCCUUGAGCCCCUCGCUCGGCCAGUUGCUGUCUCCCUUGCUGACCCCUCUGGGGGUCCGGUCAUUGCGACCUCCUCCACUGUCCUUCCUUGUCCGGCGGUCCCGUCCGGCACGCUGUCCGGUCUCUACCUCCCCUCGUUCUCGACGAACUUGGUGGCAGGUAGUGCGCUCCAGGACGGGGGUGUUCACCAGUUCACCCCUGCCUACGAGCGCGUGACACACUGCACGUAG